AUGCCUGGCUCUGCAUCAACCUCGAUUCGAAGCCGCUCGCCUCAUCCUCCAGAGACACCGCAAGUCGUAUUGUCUCUACGAGAUGACUCAAAGUCUGUCGAAAUGGUCGAACUCACCCGUAACCCCGGGUCAUCCAGGCCGGAUAGCGUUGCAAAACCCACUGACCUGUCCUCAGCUCCUCGUAGCAAGGCCAACAUCCAAUUUGCGGCAAUGUGCUGGUCCCUCUUUCUCGCUGGAUGGAAUGACGGCACCACUGGCCCCUUGCUGCCUCGCAUACAGAGCGUUUACCACCUCGGAUUCGCCGUCGUUUCAUUGAUCUUCGUGUUCAACUGCGUGGGCUUCAUUACCGCCGCAGCGGCCAACGUCGCCCUCACAGACCGCUUUGGUUUGGGCAUUGUCAUGGUCAUAGGAUCUGCGGCGCAGAUGAUCGGCUACGCUCUGGCUGCGCCUGCGCCGCCCUUUCCAGUGUUUGUGAUGGGAUAUGCUGUCAACGGGUUCGGUAUUGCACUUCAGGUAGCCAUCACACUCUACUUGACAAUGCGUCAAGCUGAGCCAAUGGUGCAGGAUGCAGGUGCAAACGGAUAUGUUAGCAGUCUGCAGUCCGGAGCAGCGACGAAGAUGGGUUUGGGCGCAUUGUGCUCACCUCUUGUAGCAACACAAUUCUCACAGAUGCGUCACUGGUCUUUCCAUUACCUGAUUUCAUUGGCCGUUGCUUCCAUCAACUUGGUCUUCCUCGUUGCGGUGCUCCGUUUCAGGACGCUGGAUGAAUGUCUGGCCGAAAUCGGGCAGACGCCUGCUGAGAAACAUACCAGCAAUGAAAGCAAAUAUAAGCAGAUUUUCCGCCUAAGAGCAUUGCAUCUUCUAGCUUUCUUCAUACUCGUUUACGUUGGUACGGAGGUUACGAUUGGCGGUUGGAUCGUCACAUACGUUAUUGAUGUGCGUUCUGGUGGUCCCUCUUCCGGAUACAUUUCGUCGGGAUUUUUCGGAGGUAUUUGCCUGUCCUUCGCUAUUUCUAUAGUUCUAUCUAGUCAUUUUCUCAUCGCCGUCGAAGGACUUACCCUCGGCCGCGUUGCGCUUCUUUGGGUCAACAAAGCGGUUGGCGAACGCUAUGCGAUCUUCCUCUACUUGAUCCUUGCAAUUGGCUUCGAGCUUAUAGUUUGGUUCGUCCCAUCUCUCAUCGGCGGCGCAGUGGCCGUUGCCUUUGUGGGCAUGCUUCUUGGCCCCGUGUAUCCCAUUGUGAUGGUCCACUCCGGGCGCAUUCUUCCGUCAUGGCUCCUUACCGGAUGUAUUGGCUGGAUCGCCGGCUUCGGUCAGGCUGGUUCGGCAUUCUUCCCUUUCCUCACCGGUCUGCUUGCGUCUAAAGAGGGUAUCAAGAGUUUACAGCCGUUGCUGGUAUCUAUGAUGGGCUUCAUGGUUAUGAGCAAGAAGAAAUCUGAGGGUCAGGGCCAGAGCCAGACUUCCACCACCCAGCAUCAAGAUCCUAAUUAUGACCAGCGCGAGGAUCGCCAAGGGCGAGGUGUCGGUGUCGGUGGCGAUCCCAAUGCCAAUACUUACGCAGGAGGGAGAGGUGUUGGUGUAGGCGGAGACCCGAAUGCUGCCAAUUACUCCACUGGAGGGGUUGGGAGUGGCGGUGGACUCACCGGUCAAGACCACAGUGGUGUACAAGUUCCCACUGCUACCCAUCAAGGCGACGCCAAUCGCGCUGCGGGGACUGGCCAAGGGUAUAACGAGGGGACGACUCAUGGGCACCACCAUCAUCAUACUGGUGGCGGUGUCAAUCGCAUGGAAGGUCGGGCGGAGCAGAAAUUCGGCGACUUGGUCGGCAGCCGUGCCCUUCAAGCGCAAGGUGUGCAGAAGGACCGAGAGGCCGGCGCUAUCAAGGCCCAAGGCGCGGAGAUUGCUGAAGCAGAGCGACUCGAACAAGAGGCAUCGGUACACAGGGAGCGAGCUGUUGCUUCCGGUGCCCAUCCCGCCAACAAGCACUUGGGAGCCGGCUGGAGAGACAAUGGUGGAGGCGAUCAGAGGUACUGA
Molecule: messenger RNA, 2031 nt
Organism: Fibroporia radiculosa
Lineage: Eukaryota; Fungi; Basidiomycota; Agaricomycetes; Polyporales; Fibroporiaceae
Exons: 15
Coding region: 1-2031 (676 amino acids)
Biological process (GO): transmembrane transport
Cellular component (GO): membrane
Molecular function (GO): transmembrane transporter activity
Source: RefSeq, a predicted model, not a curated record